This is a messenger RNA of Prunus armeniaca (apricot), 270 nucleotides long. The record is from the annotation of a GenBank genome assembly. Lineage: Eukaryota; Viridiplantae; Streptophyta; Magnoliopsida; Rosales; Rosaceae.
AUGAAGUGGUUUAAGAAGCAAUAUAACAAGAUGUCUACACUUAUGCGUAACAACUCUGGCUUUGGGUGGGACUCAAUUGCAAAGACGUUCACUGCUAGUGAUGAAGUAUGGAAAGAUUACUUGAAGAUUGUCGUUGGGGGUGGAACUGCUACUAGGAAUGGCUCCAUUGCAUUGGGCCCUGAUAAUACUGAUGCAACAACUUAUGGGGAAGAAAAUAGAGAUUUCAAGAUAGAAGACUUUUCAUAUAAUCCUACAAUGAUGCGUUCAUAG